This is a messenger RNA of Myxocyprinus asiaticus (Chinese sucker), 2812 nucleotides long. It is a transcript of the gene hpse, whose product is annotated as heparanase. The transcript has 12 exons. Gene Ontology annotation, molecular function: hydrolase activity, acting on glycosyl bonds. The record is from RefSeq and is a predicted model, not a curated record. Bases 160 to 1806 code for a protein of 548 amino acids. Gene Ontology annotation, cellular component: membrane; extracellular matrix. NCBI's taxonomy places the organism in Eukaryota, Metazoa, Chordata, Actinopteri, Cypriniformes, Catostomidae.
CAGUCUUACAAAAAAUAAGGAAGUAUAUUUUUGACGACGUUACAUGUUUCACUCAGCUGAUCUGUUUCGUUUUUAAAAAAUAUUCCGUUUAUGUGAAGGGGAUGAGCGCGUGAAACUUAUGUAGUCAACUGUUGAACGAGCUCGCGGGAAACUAAACCAAUGAAGUCUGUAGCCGCAACUGUUUCCUCGAUCAUCGCUGUUGUUGUUUUGUUUCGCGCAUUGUAUGUUGCGGCCAACACAGUGAUCUCUGUUGAAAAUGAUGUCCAGUCUAUACUUAUUGCUUUGGAGUUGUCCCAUGUGGCCCAAAGGGUGGAUGAAAGGUUUCUCUCUGUGGCUAUAGAUGCGAGUUUAAUCGCCGAGGAGAAGUUUAUGAACCUACUAAAUUCACCAAAAUUAAGGACCCUUGCCAAAGCUUUGAUUCCUGCCUUCCUGCGAUUUGGAGGGACUAAACAAGAUUUCAUGAAGUUCAACCCACAGGGAAGAUAUUUUCAAGGAAGAGAAAACAGUAGCGAAGCCUUUCACUAUUUGGGAGAUUCAUGCAAGAGACUUGAGUUACCUCCAUUUCUUGAAAAUAGCUUGAAGCAAGAAUGGGCCCUACAUUCAAAGAUUUUACUUCAGGAGGAGCUGGAGGGAAAAUACAGAAAAACGAAAUUUUCUCAAUAUGCAGUUGACCUGCUUUACGCUUUUGCAAACUGCUCUGGUUUGGACCUCAUUUUUGGUCUGAAUGCCUUGCUCCGAACAAGCGAAAACUCGUGGAACAGCCAAAAUGCUGAAUUGCUGUUGAAGUACUGUGGGUCCAGGCAGUAUGUAAUGUCCUGGGAGCUUGGAAAUGAACCCAACAGCUAUGAGAAAAAGGCUGGGAUCAGAGUGGAUGGGUACCAGCUCGGUCAGGACUUUGUCCAUUUGCAUCAAAUUCUUCAGAAAUCCACACUUUAUCACUCAACAGCACUCUAUGGACCAGAUAUCAGUCAACCGCGAGAUCACCGCAAAGAUUUGCUAACUGGGUUUUUGGAGACUGGAGCAGCGGCCAUUAAUGCAUGCACCUGGCACCACUAUUAUGUGAAUGGCCGAGACACAUCUUUGGAGGAUUUCCUUGACCCUCGAGUGCUUGAUACCCUGGCAUCAAAAAUUAACCAGGUCCUCAAGACCGUUCAAUCUGUUUCUCCGGGAAAGAAAGUUUGGCUGGGCGAGACGAGCUCUGCUUACGGUGGUGGAGCCAUUGGCCUCUCUGACACAUUUGUUGCUGGUUUUAUGUGGUUGGACAAACUGGGGCUUGGUGCAAAGCUAGGUUUAGACGUCAUUAUCAGACAAGUGUUGAUUGGCUCUGGCACAUACCAUUUAGUGGAUGAUAAUCUAGAUCCACUUCCAGAUUACUGGCUAUCAUUGUUAUACAAAAGGCUUGUUGGUCCAGAGGUCUUAAAAGCGGAAGUUCAUACAAAUUCAGGAUUUAAAAAGCAAAUACGGGUAUACCUUCACUGCACUAACAGAAAAAGUACUAAUUACAGACAAGGUGCUGUGACUUUAUUUGCCUUAAACUUAAACAAAAGUCAAGCUACCAUUAGUCUGCCCACCCAUAUAUCCAACAGCACAAUUGAAGCCUUUAUACUGCAGGCGGCUGAGCCAGGUGAAGAGGGCCUUUAUUCAAGGUCAGUCAAAUUAAAUGGAAAAGUGCUAACGAUGGUCGAUGACCGAACCCUUCCACCACUGCAGGGAUCUGAGCUGCCUCCUGGAGAACAGAUCCAGCUGCCCGGGUUCUCGUUUGCAUUCUAUGUUCUGACUCAAGCACAAGCUCCAGCAUGCAAAUGAACUCACUCAAAAACACUGUUUUCAUUGUCUGGAGAAUCAGGACACAGAAUAUUUUAUGAAAAAAUAUGACAGAAUAUUUUGUUGCGAAAUCACUCUUUGUAAAUGUAAAUAUGAAUGUCACUUUUUUUUAAUUUUUUUUAUUGUGUUGAAAUUAGAAAGCAGUGUUUUUAUUUAUGAAAAUUCAUAUUUAUUAACAUUAUUGAGCUUGAGAUGCCAAAAAAAUACUGAAUAAUCAAUCAUUUAUGAACAGCUUGUUAAAGGAAUAGUUCACCUAAAAAUGAAAAUUCUCAUUUACUCACUUUCUUGCCAUCCCAGAUGUGUGACUUUAUUCUGCUGAACACAAACACAGAUUUAUAGAAGAAUAUUUCAGCUCUAUAGGUCCAUACAAUGCAAGUGAAUGGAUACCAAAACUUUGAAGCACAUAAAGGCAGCAUAAAAGUAUUCUACAUGACUCCAGUGGUUAAAUCCAUCUCUUCAGAAGCUAAAUAAGUCUGGGUGAGAACCAGAUCAAUAUAAAGUUCUUUUUUGCUAUAAAUGUUCACUUUCACCAGCCCUCCUAAGCUCUAUCUACUCUCCUAAGAGUUAUUCUUAUGUUUUUGAUGAUUCACAUUCUUUAUGCAUAUUGCCACCUACUGGACAGGGAGGAGAAUUUUUUAGUGAAAAGGGAGUUAAAAAUGUAUGUUUGUCACCCACAGCUAUCAUGUCGCUUCUGAAGAUGUGGAUUUAACCUCUGAAGUCAAAUGGAUUAAUUUUAUGCUGCCUUUAUGUGCUUUUGGAGCUUCAAAGUUCUGGCCACCAUUCAUUUGCAUAGAAUGGACCAACAGAGCUGUGAUAUUUUCUAAAAAUCAUUGUUUGUGUUCAGUAGAAGACAGAAUGUCAUCCACAUCUGAGAUGGCAUGGGGGUAUGUCAGUGAUCAGAGAAUUUUCAUUUUUGGGUGAACCUUUAAUGAAGUGGAAAAACAUUGGACUUAUUUUGAUUUUCAAAUAAACCAAUUUUCUGCAGUGA